Hibiscus syriacus is the source of this 651-nucleotide messenger RNA. RefSeq names its product non-specific lipid-transfer protein 8-like. Gene Ontology annotation, cellular component: membrane. The record is from RefSeq and is a predicted model, not a curated record. The transcript is spliced from 2 exons. Gene Ontology annotation, molecular function: lipid binding. NCBI's taxonomy places the organism in Eukaryota, Viridiplantae, Streptophyta, Magnoliopsida, Malvales, Malvaceae. Bases 61 to 402 code for a protein of 113 amino acids. Gene Ontology annotation, biological process: lipid transport.
CAGCCCAAACCAGAAGCACCAGUCACCAAUUCAAGCUAAAGGUUAUACGCAAGAACAGCGAUGGCUGGAAGAAUCGAAAUCUCGGUUAUGCUUCUUCUAUUGAUCGCAACGACUUCGAAUGCCGCCAUUUCGUGCAGUGCCGUGAUCAAGGACUUGAGACCAUGUGUGAACUAUCUGGUGAAAGGGAGCGGGAAACCGCCGUCAACUUGUUGUGCCGGAGCGUCUGCUCUGGCAUCCGCGGCGACGUCAUCGGCUGACAAGAAAGCUGCUUGUGCGUGCAUAAAGUCUGCAGCUAAGAACAUGAAACCCAAAAACGACUUGGCUCAGGCUCUUCCUUCAAACUGUGGAAUCACAUUGCCCGUCGCCAUUUCACCGAACGUCGAUUGUUCCAAGGUUGGUUGAGAACUGGAAGUGCAGUGGUUGGACACAUGAAGUAAUCGAAACUCCGUUUUAUAAUGAACUAGAAUCCUGCCUUGGUAUUUGGAUUCCUUCGAUGAAUAAAGCUUGAUAUCAUCAUCUACUGUUUCUGUUUUCACUUUCUCUGGUUUUAUGUAUCUGUGAUCAUGUCGUAUUCAAAUAUUUUAUUAUUUUACACUUUGUAUUAUAUUUAUGGAGUAUUUUAAUGUUGGAUUUCCCUCUGUACGUUAUUUU